UUUCGGUAGUAACGAUAAUUUCACACCUCUUAUUUUGUUGACUAGAAUGCCCUUCCAGGCUACGACUGCCAUUCGCUUCCGAAUUUUUCAGAAAUUACGGAAGGAAAAACCAAAACAGCAACUCUAUGCUCUCGCGGUCUCACCACUAGGAGUUUUAAUCUGUGUUCGUCUCUUCGACUCUGGUUCAGCAUAACAGCUUUAUCGAUUCGAUGGAAAUUUGUCCUCUAAUAAAGAACAUACUUCUGCUGGAUUCUGAAGGAAAGCGUGUGGCUGUCAGAUACUAUUCAGAUGAUUGGCCGACAAAUAGUGCGAAGUUAUCUUUUGAGAAAUCUGUCUUCACUAAAACUUCAAAGACAAAUGCCCGAACAGACGCGGAGAUCACCAUGAUUGAUAACUACAUUAUUGUCUACAAGUGUACUGAAGAUCUUUACUUCUAUGUUACUGGGGGUGAUAAUGAGAAUGAGCUCAUUUUGGCAUCAGUCCUUCAGGGAUUCUUUGAUGCAGUUGCCCUUCUUUUGAGGGAUAAUGUGUCAAAAAUGGCAGCACUUGAAAGUUUAGAUCUCAUCUUUUGCUGUAUCGAUGAGAUUGUUGAUAGGGGGAUUAUUCUUGAAACUGAAGCCAGCGUUAUAGCAGGAAAAGUUGCCUCCAAUGGUCUGGAAAGUUCGUCAUCAUUGACUGAGCAGACUAUAACUCAAGCACUAGCUACAGCACGGGAACAUCUUGCAAGAUCUCUGCUCAAAUGAUGGUGCUUAUCAAGAGAGAGAAAAAUGAUUAUAUUCCUUUGCUUUCACGAUGUUUACAUUACUCAAUUUCUUGAAUGUUGAAAUUAUAGAGGACUGUAAAUGGCUGAGUUUUCUUUUCUUUCUCAUGGUGUGUGCACCCGCAUACCGAGGAUGAGUUAAAAGUUGGGAUUCUGUGGAACAUCUGCUUAUAGUUCAAUUUUUAAAGAGAUCUUAAUCUCUAAUAUCUGUUUAUCUGUUUAUAAAAUUAUAUUUGGGUGUCA
Molecule: messenger RNA, 1003 nt
Organism: Macadamia integrifolia
Lineage: Eukaryota; Viridiplantae; Streptophyta; Magnoliopsida; Proteales; Proteaceae
Product: coatomer subunit zeta-2-like
Exons: 7
Coding region: 210-743 (177 amino acids)
Biological process (GO): intra-Golgi vesicle-mediated transport; retrograde vesicle-mediated transport, Golgi to endoplasmic reticulum; intracellular protein transport
Cellular component (GO): COPI vesicle coat
Source: RefSeq, a predicted model, not a curated record